Molecule: messenger RNA, 1314 nt
Organism: Euleptes europaea (tarantolino)
Lineage: Eukaryota; Metazoa; Chordata; Lepidosauria; Squamata; Sphaerodactylidae
Gene: BIRC7
Product: baculoviral IAP repeat containing 7
Exons: 7
Coding region: 1-1314 (437 amino acids)
Biological process (GO): negative regulation of apoptotic process; regulation of cell cycle; positive regulation of protein ubiquitination
Cellular component (GO): nucleus; cytoplasm
Molecular function (GO): cysteine-type endopeptidase inhibitor activity involved in apoptotic process; ubiquitin protein ligase activity
Source: RefSeq, a predicted model, not a curated record
AUGCAGGCUGACAACGUGAGGGAUCGUCUCAUUGCGACGGGAGCCCAACUAUUAGGCCGUGUGUUGACUAACCUCCUCUCUAGGAACUUGGAAAUGGGGGAUAACUCCUCUCCGGGGGAUAACUCCUCUCGGGGGGGUCCCAGAAGCAGGGACCCGCACCUGUCCGAGCCCAACAUGAGGUCAGAGGCCAUGCGGCUAGCGACGUUCCAGCUUUGGCCGGACAGCGCCGCCGUCUCUCCGUUUGACCUGGCUGCGGCUGGCUUCUUCUUUGUAGGGCCCGGCGACCGAGUGGAGUGCUUCUGCUGCGGCGGGGUGUUGUACGAGUGGCUGGCCGAGGACGACCCUGUGGCGGAGCACAAGAAGUUCUUCCCACGGUGUCCUUUUAUCCGGGGCAAGGCUGCGGGAAGCCGGCAGGGCCGCUCGGACAGGGAGCUCCUAGACUGCGUGGACGGACAGUUUCUCGGCAUGCUGCAAAGUUUGGGCAUGGAAGAAGCCCUCGUGGACAGCCCGCCGGAAUAUCCGGACAUGGAGAUGGAAGGGGAUCGGUUGGGGACGUUUGACACCUGGCCGUACUAUGCUCAGGUGUCUCCUGAGUCAUUGGCCAGAGCAGGCUUCUUUUACACAGGUGAUGGAGAUUAUGUGCGCUGCUUCCAUUGUGAUGGUGCUUUGAGGAACUGGGAACGUGGCGACGACCCCUGGAUGGAGCAUGCUAAAUGGUUUCCAAGGUGCAAAUUCCUGCUACAGUCCAGAGGGCAAGACUUUGUAAACAGCGUUCAAGAAUCUUAUCUUAGUGCUCUUGCGUCUUCAGAAGACCCCUCGAACCAGGCCGAGCAACAACCCUCGAGCUUUGAAGACUCUUCCCCACAGCUGACCUCCAUGGUGCAAAGUGCCCUCCAGAUGGGCUUUCCCCAGAACUUGGUGACAGGUUUGCUGCAGAACAAAUACCAGCAGACGGGGGCUAGUUAUUCAUCUUUGUCUGAACUGGUACUGGAUUUGCUUGAGGCAGUGCAGGAUCAAGGCAUCCAGGCAGAGUCGUCGAGAGAGCCAGCUCAAAGAGAACCAGAGCCGGGCAGGAUGAGAAGAGAGGCAGAACCCAAACAGCCCAGUGAAGGAGAAUCUGCCUCAAACGUGGAGGACCAGCUGCGCCGUCUGCAGGAGGAGCGCAUGUGCAAAGUGUGCAUGGACAAAGAGGUUUCCAUUGUGCUCGUACCUUGUGGCCACUUAGUGGUGUGUGCUGAUUGCGCUCCCAAUCUGCGGCGCUGCCCGAUCUGCAGAGGAACCAUCCGGGAUACUAUGAGGGCGUUCAUGUCCUGA